UCUUAGGCAUGCAGAGAUUGUAAGUAAUGUUCAGUUUGGCCGGGGAGGCCUGGGGCUUGGCUCAGGCAAACCGGUAUGGAAUAAAGGAGGGAUCGACCUAUAAUCGGCACUGCCGAUAAUAUCAGCCGAUAUUCAGCAUUUUUAUGAUAAUCAGCAUCGGCCGUUUUUUCCACCGAUAGCCGAUAAAAUAUGUUUAUUUUAAUUAAAAUACAUUUAUUUUAAUUAAAAUGCGCUCCUUUGGCUCACAUGCAGCCGUCUCUCUCUGCCUGUCUGCCUGAAGUCUCCACUCUGUGCUGUGUAACAAAUGUCCUACCUACAGCCCCCACUGAUUGGCUACACGGCACAAGUGAGUGACAGCCAAUCAACACUGAAGGUAGCGGCACAGAGAGAGAGGAGGGGAGAGAGGACUGCUCCGUGAAGCAGCAGUGUGAUGUUUGAAGAUGGAUGGAUCAAAGAGGAGGAACCAACCCCAGGAAAGGCAGUGUGUAAUACCUGCAAAGAAAAUGUCAGCAUGGGAGGAGGAACAAGGGCAAAAAUGUUUUAAUACGUCAAACCUGUGGUCCCAUCUUAGGAUCCAUCACAGUGACUUGUAUGCAACUGCACAGUCACAGCUGGGGACAGCAACUUCAUCUCAGGCAGGGACAACAACUUUAUCUCAGCCUAUAGUACAAGAGCUGUUUCAAAAACAAAGAAUGUGGACAAAUUCAGAUCAACGAUCCAAACUGAUUGACAAACUAAUAACAGAAAUGAUAAUCACUGACAACCAGCCAUUCACAGUUGUCUCUGAUGUUGGUUUUAAGCGCCUCAUGGGAGCAGCAGCACCACAAUACUCACUGAAAAGUGAGAAGUACUAUCGCACUGAAAUGCUCCCAGAAGUUCACCAAGAGGUUGUUGAGAAGGUAAAAGCCCUGAUCCAACCAGGGAAUGCUGGCCAUGCACCCUCUUUCACUACAGACUACAGAGCCUCACAUGUCACUUCACUGACAAUGAAUGGAACAGAAAGCAGGUUGUUUUGAACACAAAGGUAAUGCAUGGAUCCGACACGGGGGAAUACAUCAGACAGACAUUCCUGGGCAUGCUUCAGGAUUGGAACAUAAACAAAGACUGUGUCACACUUGUGCUUCGAGACAGCGGAGCAAAUAUGGUGAAAGGAAUGAGGCUCGCUGAACUUCCAGAUCUCAGCUGCACAGCGCACUCUUUGCAACUCGUGGUGAAUGAUGGUCUGUCAAGUCAAAGGGCAGUUACAGAUAUCAUUGCAAUCAUCAAGAAGUGUGCCACCCAUUUCCACCACUCGAUUCUUGCCAAGCAACGUUUGAAAGACAUUCAGAAGGACCUUGGCCUGCCACAACACAACCUAGUCCAGGCUGUUCCAACAAGAUGGAACUCAACGCUCCACAUGCUGCAAAGAGCGCUGGAGCAAAAGUGUGCUCUUAACAUCUACGCUGGUGAGCAUGGAGGAUUUGCAUAUCCUACUGCUUACCAGUGGGACAUUGUGUCCAAUUUGGUCGAGACUCUCAUCCCAAUAGAGGAAGUGACACUAGAGGUAAGCUCUAACAGUGCAUCAGCAUCCUGCAUUAUUCCCUGUCUGGCCGUGCUAGAGAUGCUACUUCAAGAUGGUGGGCCCUUGACACAAGGCAUCGGAACACUCAGGCAAGCCAUGAGGGAGAGCUUGAUCAAAUGCUUCUCAAAAUUAGAAGACAUGAAAUCUGUGGUGCUGGCAUGUCUCCUAGAUCCUCGUUACAAGAAUCAUGUAUUCUCCUCUGACAUUACGUUGUCCAAGGCCAAAGAAUGGCUGAAUGAGGAUGUGGAAAGUGCGGCAAAACAGAGCAGUCAAGAAGAACAUGCUCCUGUAUCCUGUAUUCACCGUAUUGAUGAGAUGUUCAGUUCUCUGCCAGGACCCCACACUGGUGAGCCGUUGGCCAAGGUCUGCCUUGAUGAUGAGUUACAACUGUACCUCAAGGAGCCAGUCAUUGACAGGCGUAAGGAGGAUCCACUCCAGUGGUGGAAACAAAAUGAAGGCCGCUUCAAGCUACUUACCACACAAGCAAGAAAGUUUCUUUGCUCAUCACCCUCUUCUGUUCCGAGCGAGCGUGUCUUCAGUGAAGUCUCUGCAAUUUAUGAGAGGAACAGAAGCCGUCUCACAGGAGACCAUGCUGAGCAGCUCUGCUUUCUGCACCACAAUAUGGUGAUACUGGAUUGGGCCUAUUAACUGAGACUCAAAUUUCAGAACUGUACAGUACAGUUCAAUUUUUACUUUAUUGAUUUUAUACAAAUUCAGGGAGCUAUUUUAUUUAUUUCAGUCAACUUUUAUAAAUACUGCUAGAAGGUUCCUGCACUUUUUGUUUUUAGAUAAUUUAACAUAUUGCUUAAAGGCAUUUCAAGUAAGAUUUGUGUUCGAGUUUAACAGGAAAUGUCUCACAGGAGAGCAUACUGAGCAGCUCUGCUAUCUGCACUACAGUCUGGUGCUACUGGAUUGGGACUAAUAGCUGAGACUCAAAUUUCAGUACUACAGUUCAUUGUUUACUUUAUUGAUUUUAUACAAAUUCAGGGAGCUAUUUUAUUUAUUUCAGUGAACUUUUAUAAAUGCUGCUAGAAGAUCCCUGAACGUUUUGUUUUUAGAUAAUUUAACUUAUUGCAGAGACUCAAAUUUCAGUACUGUGCAGUUCAGUUUUUACUUUGAUCUUAUAAAAAAGCCAUUUCAUUUUCAGUGAACUUUAAGAGAUCUCUGCACUUUUUGUUUUUUAUAUAAUAAAACAACCAA
This is a messenger RNA of Epinephelus lanceolatus (giant grouper), 2761 nucleotides long. NCBI's taxonomy places the organism in Eukaryota, Metazoa, Chordata, Actinopteri, Perciformes, Serranidae. The record is from RefSeq and is a predicted model, not a curated record.